Molecule: messenger RNA, 714 nt
Organism: Closterium sp. Yama58-4
Lineage: Eukaryota; Viridiplantae; Streptophyta; Zygnematophyceae; Desmidiales; Closteriaceae
Source: the annotation of a GenBank genome assembly
AUGGUCCUCGUCUUCGUCAUCUCUUUCGCCGUCUACCUCUACCGCCGCCCCGACUGUAUGUUUCUAGGGCAGGACGAAGAAAAUCCGGGCUCGAGCGAUUCUCAACGAGUCGUCGCGAGACUCAACGCGGAUUUCGCGAAACCCGGCCUCGAUCCUUCCGUGAUUCAAAACCUGCCCGUUAUAAUCUUCCGCCCCGAAAAUGACGUGUUGAAAUCGAAUUCCCCAAACGUCGGCGGCGACGCGGCGGCAUAUCCACAUCCAGGUGGCGAUCGUGACACUAACGAGAGGAUCCUGAGCCUGCGCGAGUGCGCGGUGUGCCUGGGCGAGUACGCGGCGGGCGAGCGCAUCAAGGUGGUGCCGGCGUGCGCACACGGCUUCCACGCCGACUGCAUCGACCUCUGGCUCGCCGCCAAAACCACCUGCCCCAUCUGCCGCCGAGACCUCCGCGGCCCCGCCACAGCCCCCGCGCAAGAAAACUUAUCGCGGGUGGAAAGCGACUCGCUGGCGGAAUCCGGGGAGCGUAUGGAGACUUCAUCCGGAGGAGAGCGAGCGGAAAGAGAGGUAGCGGGAUCGGAAGCAUCGGCGGAAUCGCAAAGAAUAGGGAUUUCGGCUGCAGCAGAACCAACUCCGCGAGCUGACGCGGUGAUUGUGCGGAUAGGGGCAGAUCCGGGGAACGACGCUGUGAUGAACGUGCCCAUAGCGGCUGGCGCGUGA